GCAGCCUACUAAAAAGGCAAAGUCUACUCCAGUGAGAAGGAAGAGAAAAAGCAACACUACUGUGGCAACAGAGCGAUCUAAAAUCUGGCAGCACUUUAUCAAGGUAGAUCACCCUAUCAUUGAGACCAUCAAUGGAAUAGAAACCGUUGUUGGAAAUACAAAGAGAGCACAAUUGAGUGUGAGUGCAACAAACCGCCCCACUUCACCCAAAGCUUUUCAUCAUCUGAUCACAAUUGAGUCUGAAAUUGAGGACUUGUUUACGCGUCAACAUUCAUCACAAGGAGAUGGAAGUGAAGUUGAAAGUGAAUCUGAAAACUUGUUAUCACAAAUGGCUGUCAAAAUGAGAAGCAAGUAUAAAAAAUAUUUUGGAUCAGUAGAUGAUUGCAAUCAGUUAUUGUUGGUAGCUUUAGUCUUGGAUCCAAGAUAUAAGCUGUUAAACUUUCAAAGAAUAUGCGAAAAGAUGCUGAAGUUAGGUGAUAAAAUGGUGAAAAAAAAAGUUGAAGAAGUCAAGGACUUACUUACCAGUUUAGUUGAUGCAUACGCUUCAG
This is a messenger RNA of Cuscuta europaea, 548 nucleotides long. NCBI's taxonomy places the organism in Eukaryota, Viridiplantae, Streptophyta, Magnoliopsida, Solanales, Convolvulaceae. The record is from the annotation of a GenBank genome assembly.